CACAUCCUGCAUCUCCUUCCCUUGUAUAUGAUGGAUCAAGGCUCUCUGCAUAUCUGGACCAGGAUGAACUCCAUGCUGAUCCUGCAGCUGAUUUUGCUGUGUCCUGCUGCUGUUGCUGGCUACAACAGGGACGCUGAGAGGGAACUCAUCCUGGCUAAAGUCAAGGCACAUUUCCUGGAUUUCCUUGGUCCUGUCCCCCAAAAUGAAAGGGUCCAAGGGGGACGAAGGGGGCUCCACAGACGGCAUGCCUUGGACACAACAGAGACCCGCAGCUUGGAGGAAGAACUCAUAUCCCAAGUGAUUGUCUUCCCAAUCCAAGGUGUACUCUGUGAGCGACUUCAGCCAGAUGGGCUUCCAGAGCAUGGGGGAGUUUUCACCUACAUUUUUCAAUCCUCAGUUCAUAUCCUGAGUCACGAGGUGACAUCAGUCCAGCUGUGGUUCUACACAGGCCCUGUGAUAGUUCAGAGCAGCCCCUUAGAAGCUGCCUCCAACAACUCCUCCCCAGAGGCAGAGAUACUGAUGCUCUCUGAAGAAGGCCAGGUUCCACUAGCUACCGUGGCAGUGCCAGCUCCUGAGGGCUGGACCGCCUUUCAUUUUAGAAGCUCCUUCUUCCAUUAUCUUUUCCAGAAUGUGUUUGUGCUCUUCAUUCGUUGCCUAGGCUGCCCCUGUGUGGCUGAUGCUGCAAAGAUACCUUUCCUUGUGGCAACCACCAAACCCAAGGCACAGGACCAGACCGAGAGCCCCUCAAGAAUCAUAGCUAAUCUCACAGCAAUGUUCCAGCACAAUGCUGUGGCCCAUCCCAGCUGCCACCGCACCUCCAUCAACAUCUCUUUUGAAGAACUAGGAUGGGACAAUUGGAUCGUGCAUCCUAGCAGCUUUACGUUUUAUUACUGUCAUGGAAACUGUUCUGGCACUCACACAUACAUUCCCAACUCCCAGAAUUGCUGUGCUGCCUUGCCAGGCACAAUGCAGUCCCUGAGGGUCCGUACCACCUCAGAUGGUGGCUACUCUUUCAAGUAUGAGACAGUGCCCAACAUCAUCACCCAGGACUGUGUCUGCAUGUAG
Protobothrops mucrosquamatus (brown spotted pit viper) is the source of this 1065-nucleotide messenger RNA. It is a transcript of the gene INHA, whose product is annotated as inhibin subunit alpha. Gene Ontology annotation, cellular component: extracellular region. Gene Ontology annotation, biological process: SMAD protein signal transduction. Gene Ontology annotation, molecular function: cytokine activity; growth factor activity. The transcript is spliced from 2 exons. Lineage: Eukaryota; Metazoa; Chordata; Lepidosauria; Squamata; Viperidae. The coding region runs from base 28 to 1065 and encodes 345 amino acids. The record is from RefSeq and is a predicted model, not a curated record.